Messenger RNA from Macaca mulatta (Rhesus monkey), 1211 nucleotides. The record is from RefSeq and is a predicted model, not a curated record. Lineage: Eukaryota; Metazoa; Chordata; Mammalia; Primates; Cercopithecidae.
CACAGCGCAGGGGCCUCCGAGCCCAGCCAGCCUCGCUUCAAUGCUGGGAGACUAACGUCUUCCAUUUUGUCUUCUGCCCAGGCCAGCUGCGGACUGUCCAGUGGCUGUGCUACUUCUACAGCACCGUCAUGCCCAGCGAGGCCCAGUGUGUCAUCUACCAUGAGCUCCAGCUCUCCCUGGCCCGCAAGGUGGCCGACAAGGUGCUGGAGGGGCAGCUCCUGGAGACCAUCAGUCAACUCUACCUGUCCUGGGCAACAAGCGGGCCUGCAGAUCUGCUCUGGACUACACCAACGAAGUCUGGGGAUUUUCAUUGACCUCCAGAAGAAAGAGAAGGAGGCGCAUGCCUGGCUGCAAGCAGGGAAGAUCUAUUACAUCCUGCGGCAGAGCGAGCUGGUGGACCUGUACAUCCAGGUGGCACAGAAUGUGGUCCUGUACACAGGCGACCCCAGCCUGGGGCUGCAGCUGUUUGAGGCAGCUGGAGACAUCUUCUUCAAUGGGGCCUGGGAGCGGGAGAAAGCCGUGUCCUUCUACCGGGUGAGCUGGCCUGUGGGCUGAUGCGGGUGGGCCUCAGGGGGGCACCUGGAGGGCUGAGGCACAGCUGUGGCAGGGCAGAGGCCUCCCACCUGGAGGCAGGGCCACCCAUGCACAUGCUUAGUUUCCCAGUGUUCUCACCGGGAAUGAUACUGACCGUGCCCCUGCCCGGGACAAACGUUUGGGGCCUGGAUGUGACAAUGGCUCUACCCUUGUACCUGAUGAUCUCAAGCAACCAUGAGCGAGAAGUCCUGUCCCCAUCUUCCAGAUGAGGAAACAGGCUCAGAGAGGCACAGGGACAUGUCAAAGGACACACAGCAUGUCAGUGGGAGGCCCAGGUCUGCUUGCACCCCGAAGUGGGACGGCUUCUCCCUUCCUCUGAGCUCACGGUGUGGCUCAGCCCUGGGCACAGAUAAAUGUGUUUUUAGAGCAGAGAGGAGUGCUGGCUCCCCCCAGUCAGACCCCUGGUGCCCAGGUGGGAGAGGCUGGUCUGAGGCUGCUGGGUGUAGCUGGAUGGGCCUCAGGUGACUCUUCAGCCCCAACUUGGGUGUCUGAACUGUGUGUUAUCCCAGAGCACAGAGCUGUGUGGAGGUGCAGGGGUAGCUGGGGCGUGGGAAGCUCCAAGCACAUGUUUGAGCUCUGGGAGGGCGCUGGGCAAGGUGGGUGCUGCGGGAAACCUG